Molecule: messenger RNA, 1746 nt
Organism: Saxophila tyrrhenica
Lineage: Eukaryota; Fungi; Ascomycota; Dothideomycetes; Mycosphaerellales; Extremaceae
Exons: 2
Coding region: 1-1746 (581 amino acids)
Source: RefSeq, a predicted model, not a curated record
AUGAACGGAUUUCAGCAUCACGAUCUGAAUCGCAACGGCGCAUGGGACAGGGCUGUCGAGCAAUGGGGAGAACACGAUCACUCUGAUGAUCUACCAGAAUCGGAGUAUCGCCUGCGAGAUGAACGGCGCAUAGCGCUCAACACGGAGCUCCUGCGCAAUGAGCAGGCGAAUCUGGGAUUUGCUGGCGAGCAGCAGCAGCUUGGUGUCUUCGGCGACGAUGCAGCCUUGCCGUACCACGACACUCAAAACCUCGCAGCACGUCGCAGAGCAAGAAGAGACUCAUCGGGCUUCAGCCCACAGCUCCAGCCGGCCCAAGAAUACAUGAGCCAGCCGAGUCCAUUCACCCUCGAUGCCAAUCUCACCGAGUGCAGCUUCAUGCUGCAGUAUCCAAGCGGAAAUGCCACAAUCUCCUUUUACAACGACCGCGGCCAGCUCGAAACCAUACCAAAUGUCAACAUCCAGCUCAUUGAAGACCGCUGUCCCAUCCUCGCCAUGGCGUUUGAAGAAUCCAGAUCGGGACCUCAGCUCUUCCUCGAAACCGUCACGUCACAAUCAGCAUGGCCAUUUUUGCGCUUCCUGUAUUCAGGUACCUAUGCGCUAAACGGUGGCUUCGCGAGCGACGUCUGGUGGGAAGAUGUACCCACCUCCGUCCUUGCGCAUUGUCAGCUCUACCGACUCGGCGACAUCUACGACUUACCGGAGCUCAAGACGCGAGCGUAUGUCAAUGUCGUAAGACAGUGCGAGUUCGGCUGCUCGUCACCAAACAAGCCUAUCGAUCUCUGCGCUGCCAUCGAGUACAUCUAUGAGCACCUUCGGCAGCACGAGUCGGUGGUCGACACACUGAUCAACUACUGCAUCAGUUGCUUCCUGUCGCACAACCUGGAAAGGGAUCCAGAUUUCCAGAAGCUUGGAUUCGAACUGCGGCCGUUCCAUCAGGAUUUGUGCAAGAAUGUUAUGGAUCGUGGGUUUGAGGACGAGACUGCUGCCGCAAUCAUCCAGAUGCCUUUCAAGCCACACAGACCGGACACAUAUGCUUCAAGAAACGACAUUGAAGUGGAUGUCGUCUACCAGUUCCACGGCGACGACCGCUUCGAGCGCCAACCGGUCGAGAUGAAGAGAAGGAAGCUCGAGCAGCCAGAGAAUAACCCAGUGAAGAUGCCUCUGCGAGUGAUCAAUACCACGAGCGAGCCUUGGGAGGAUGUCUCGGACAAUAAUCCCAGGACGGUCGAUGGCUCCAAGGGCAAGACGCACGGCGAUCACGACUGGAACGCGUUUUCUUCCCAAUUCGAGAUGGUACGCCAUCACCAAGCGAUGCUGGCAGACAGGACAGAGUAUCUGCGGUUGCGCGGUAUAACGGCAGAGCCUAAGGAGGCACAGCCAGACGAGGAAGCCAAGGCCAUCGAUGACUCCAAGAACAGAGUGUUCGUGGGCGACGACGGCAGCGAGUCCUCUUCUGAGAGGGAGCGGGUACUCCACCAGGCGAUUCUGGCAAGCAGAGCGGAGGCUGAAGCAUUCCCCACUCGGACGAACGCGGCAGAGUUCGAGACGGUGGACUUGUCAGAUCAUGACAAAGGAUCCGAUAGCGAUAGCGACUCCAGCGGCUUCAUCAAGGUCAAGCGCGAAGACGCCGACGUGAACCAGAACCAGCACCAGCUACCCAUCCGCAGUCAAGGACCGGUACCUAGCUCGAUCGAUGCUCAGGACGAGGGUGGAAGUGGUUCGGAUUCUGAAUGGACUAUGCUGUAG